GACAAUGAAAACAAACUGCAUUCGAGUAUAGACCGCGCCAUGGUUCGGAUAUUUGGCGCGCUGGCAUGAGAUAAUUCCAAUUUGCGCGGGAAAUCGUCGUCUAUCAAUUUUUUUUUUUCGUUUUGGGCACUGACAUUUUAAAAUCGAGUGCUAAAAAAGUGAAAACCUUUUGUUGACUGUUUUUAUUCACAAAAUUAAGGGAACUGAAUUUUUUUAAUUGUGCUUUAAAUAUGACUAUCUAUGGAAAAUUAGUUCAAAUAAUUUUAAUCAGUGUUUGAUUCUUUUGUGAAUCAGCAGACAUCAAGAUUCAGGACAUUUAAGUUUCUUUGUACUUCAAGCGAAGAGUGAACGGGUACCUUCUAGGGAAGCGCGCUCCAUCUUCUCCAUCAGGCGAGAUCGCGGUCAAGCGCUUCCCUAUAACACAAUAAAAAAAAUAAAAAAGUGACUAUGGCAGAUGGUAUAGAAGCCGGGGCUGGGCUGGCGUGGCGCCUGCUGGCCACGCUCGAAGGAGGCUCCUUAUUACUGGCCACAUCAGCUCUAAUCGCUUAUACAGCUAGAGCCAGAGUCAAGAAGCACAAACGACGCAGGGACGUCAAGACUGUACUUGUAACAAACACAACAAACUCUCUUGGCAAGGAAGUGAAGCGACGUCUGGAGGCGUGCGGUUGUAUAGUGCACACGUUACCGGGAGACGCGACGAGCGAGUCUCGCGUGGAUGCUCUGCUGGUUAUCGGCGCGGAAACACGACCCGGCUUGGAAGGCAUCGCUAAAUUGGUUUCAAAUGACGUUUAUGAUAAUUUAAAGUUACUGGAAUCACUAUCACAUUUAGUGCAACGUGGUGGAUGUAUUGCCUGGGCGUCAGCGGGUGCCCUGGACGACGUUUACAGUGAAGCGACGCGCGCGUUCGACGCAGUGCUUCGAGCUAGCUUGAACUACGUCGCUAAAAAAUCUCGCUGCGAAGCCAUUUGGAUCAACAAAGAUGAAAGCAUAGAGCGGGUAGCGGAAAACAUAAUCGCAGCUCUUGUGCCGUGUGAUACGAGGCAAAGUACAGAUGUGCAAACUUACCCUUUAAGGAAUAUUGCAGUACAAAUAAGCAAGUUUUUUGGGCGAUGGUUUAAAAUAAUAAUGUAGCUGGAAAAGGGAAACAUCUUGUAAUCCAUCGGAUGAAAUAAUGUAUAAUAAAUUAUGUACAUAGCACACAAACAUGUUUUAUAUAAUUAGCAAUAAAUAAAAAUUUAAAAAUUA
Messenger RNA from Colias croceus (clouded yellow), 1245 nucleotides. RefSeq lists its product as uncharacterized. Lineage: Eukaryota; Metazoa; Arthropoda; Insecta; Lepidoptera; Pieridae. The coding region runs from base 448 to 1131 and encodes 227 amino acids. The record is from RefSeq and is a predicted model, not a curated record. The transcript has 7 exons.